AAUUCAAUCACAAUCACUACUUACAUUUCACUGUAUCUAUAUUUUUACACAUCUUUCGGUUUUUCAAUAUUUUCCAAAAGCGUGAGCUCCAUCUCACUGAACAAGUCUCGUAACAAUAAACAGCAAAUAUUAUUUUAUUAUUAUUUUAAUUGAAUUUUUGUCAAACUGAGCUGAAUUGACGGAGAUGAUGGAAGGGGAAGGGGGAGGAAUGAAGGCGGCGAUAGGAGUGAGAGCGAUGGAAUCGUUAGGGUUAGGGUUUGAUUUAGCGAGUGAUUUUAGGUUGAAGUUUGCGAAGAAGUGUCCGGAUUCUGCGGAUGGGAGAUUGGUGGUUUUGGAUGAUAGUAGUCGGAGAGAUGUUGUGCUUCCUGGCGGCGGCGGCGGUGUUAUUCGGAAUGUUCCUGAUUCUAUUCGGUGCGAUAAAGGCGAUCGUAUUCGAUUCAAGUCUGAUGUUCUCACUUUUAAUCAAAUGUCAGAGUUACUGAAUCAGAAAUCUUCAGUACAAGGAAAAGUACCUUCAGGAUACUUCAAUGCUAUGUUUGAUUUAAGUGGUUCUUGGUUAAACGACGCUGCAGAAGCAGAUCAUCUUGCUUUUGAUGGGUACUUUAUCUCUUUGUACUAUCUACACCUGAUAGCAUCUCCACUAGUACUGCAUGACAAGGUUAAGAAGUCUGUUCCUUCCCACUGGAAUCCUGCGUCCUUAUCAAGGUUCAUCCGAACUUAUGGAACUCACAUAAUUGUGGGGUUGGCUGUUGGUGGUCAAGAUAUAAUUUGCAUUAAACAGAGACCGUCCUCUGUAAUUCCUCCUGCUGACCUGCGAGGUUAUUUGGAGGAUCUUGGGGAUCAUUUCUUUUCAGAUGGGAGGAGUCCUCUACUAGAGAGGAAGACGAGAGAUGGAAAACAGAAGGUUCCCGAGGUUUUUAAUCGUAUGCUACAGCAGCAUACAAUGCAAUUCACCAGCAUCACAGAAACAUCAAGCAAAGAUGGCCUCACAAUUAUUUCAUCAAAAAGAGGAGGGGAUGUAUUUUCACAAAGCCAUUCCAAUUGGCUUCAGACAGUGGCUUCCCACCCUGAAGCAAUUUCUUUCAAACUUGUACCUAUUACUUCUCUCCUCUCCGGUGUUCCAGGAAGCGGCUAUCUUAGUCAUGCUAUCAACUUAUAUCUACGCUAUAAGCCUGCUCUGGAGGAUUUACAUUGUUUCUUGGAGUUCCAAGUCCCCAGACAAUGGGCCCCCUUGUUUUGUGAACUGCCUCUUAGGCAUCAAAGGAAAAAGUCUUCUUGCCCUUCACUGCAAUUUGCUUUCUUUGGUCCCAAGAUUAGCGUGAGCUCCACCCAGGUUGGUAGUGGUAAAAAACCAGUGGUUGGCCUCCGUUUGUUCCUAGAAGGUAAGAAAUGCAACCAGUUGGCAAUACAUGUGCAGCAUCUUUCUAGCCUUCCAAACAUGAUGGAGCUUGCUUCAGUUAACUCUUCUGUAGCAUGUCAAUGGCGUGGGUCAGAUGAUUAUGAAUCAAAUGAGCAAUUCUUGGAACCAGUGAGAUGGAAAAAAUUUUCAAAUGUGUGCUCAUCAGUGGUUAGGCAUGAUCCCAACUGGCUGCAAGGCCAAGAAUCAGGUGGUGCAUUUGUUGUGACUGGUGCUCAGCUUGUCAGCAAGGGGCAAUGGCCAAAGACAAUACUUCAUCUCCGUUUGCUCUUCACUUACCUACCCAACUGUACUAUUAGGAAGACCGAGUGGGCAGCUGCACAACAAUCUUCUCGAAAGUCAGGUUUCCUGACAAAUAUAAGUACAACCUUCUCAUUUACCCAGAGAGCUGUGACUGAUGCACCAAAGCAGCUGCCGGCUGCACUGAAUUCUGGAGUAUACCCUGAAGGACCACCUGUGCCGCUUCGUUCUAAGAAACUGCUUAGAUACGUAGAUGUGAAUGAGGUUGUGCGGGGUCCACAUGACACUCCAGGUCAUUGGUUAGUUACUGCUGCUAAGCUGGUUUCUGAUGGUGGUAAAAUUGGCAUGCAUGUGAAGUUUGCAUUAUUAGAUUAUACACCGGCAUAGUGAGCUUUUUGUCGCGGGAUAUGAAGUGGACUGCUGGGUAGAUCAUACUGAUGUGUUUCGUUUUCUGGAAUAUAUGAGGAACAUCAGUAUAUAGCGAGAUAUAUUUCUUAGUGUACAGAAAGAUGAGAGCGGGAGUGGCGACAUGGGGAUUAUGAACCUUUCCAGAGGUUAUCGUUUGGUAAUGAUUUAUGUCUUUUUCAAUGAUUUAUAAGAGUAUAUAUAUUGUAGAGGAAAUAUUAACCAGUUCUUGUGAAUGGAUUUAGUUGCAAGAAAAGAUCUGUUCCCUA
Molecule: messenger RNA, 2331 nt
Organism: Daucus carota subsp. sativus
Lineage: Eukaryota; Viridiplantae; Streptophyta; Magnoliopsida; Apiales; Apiaceae
Product: MACPF domain-containing protein At4g24290-like
Exons: 7
Coding region: 185-2044 (619 amino acids)
Biological process (GO): plant-type hypersensitive response; regulation of salicylic acid mediated signaling pathway
Cellular component (GO): membrane attack complex; plasma membrane
Source: RefSeq, a predicted model, not a curated record